CACUGAGGAACUUUUUCUAAACCAGCACAGACAUGGUGCAACUCGGGUGUACUUAACAAUAUAAAGGGCAGAAUAAUGUACCCACAUCUUUCAAAACUGCUGACAAUAUGCCAUAGGAACGUUUUUAGAACAAGGCAUGCAUGGUGCCACUUUAAUAAGAGUUAAUUAAUCACCUAAUCGGUUGUAUUUUAUACAAAAGGGUUGGAUAAUUUAAACACAUCUGUCAAAACUGCUGACAAAAACACCGCGUGCAACUUUCGCAGGUUGUACGGUUGUUUGUCACAGAGGGCGCUCUACCGACCGUUAUUUAUGAACUGUGAGUCGAUGCACGCGCACCCGUUGCAACAUGCCAUCAUGCAACACACACACACGGCCCUGCCUCGCGGCGUUGUCAAUAGCAUUACAGCCGCACCACCCAACACAGUGCGUUUACGUGUGACUACCCCGCACUGACACUGACAACAUUUGGCAGUGCAUCACGCUGUGAUCAUGAACUUUGCCUGCUGGCGCUCUUUUUUUUUUAUCGAGCGACCUAAAUACAACUGAGGAUAUGAACUGCCUGCUUGUUAAUAAUCUACAUCUGUGCGAGAUAACACUCCCAAGCUCAGAGUGCCUCCUGUGUUUCUAUUUUUCAACCCACACAUUGCUGUGAUUUGUAAAGCGACUAGACGACUAUACAUCGCACCUGGAUUUCCUUCUGGUGAUAUUUUUGUAUGCAGAAAAUCAAGUUCUAAGCUAUACGGAGUUUGCAUAGACGAAACUGAUACCAAACUAGACUGGAGACCAGACUACCCCAACGCACUACCAACGUCAUGGCCGAGUCGGAGGAGACAUUUGGAAACCGGGUUGCCGAGACAGUAACGCAGGGGUUCCUCUGCCUGGCUUUGUCGGUUGGGCACAAGACCGGUUUGUUUGAUACAAUGGCUGGCUUCGAUGACCCAAAGAGUGCCAAAGAAAUCGCGGAUGCUGCCGGGCUGAAAGAACGAUACGUCCGCGAGUGGUUAGGUGCAAUGGUUUCCGGCUCCAUCGUGGAAGUAGACGACGACACCAGCCAACUAUUUCUCCUUCCGCCACAUCGAAGGGCAGCGGUAACCAGGCUCGGUGAUAUAGUAGACUGGUCAAUGGUCGCUCAAGGGUUACCUCUCGUCUCUGGCGUCUAUGAGAAGGUUGCACAGUGCAUGGCGCUACCAGGCCCAAGCGGGUUAUCAAGCUCAGAGUACAGUUCAGGGUACCAUCGAUGGAGGGACCAGUGUUAUGAUACCUUCGUGCAGACGUCAUUGCUAGAAGCUGUCAUACCAUCAAUACCAGGCCUUGAAAACGUACUUGAGCAAGGAACAGACGUUGUGGAAAUAACCAGCAACACUGGCUCUGCAAUACGUAAACUCGCCAGGGCUUUCCCUGAUAGUCGGUGCGUACUCACGAGCAGCCCACGCACAACAAAAGACGGUAAACAAUGCGAUCCAUCCAUCAAUACCGGCUCCCCUUACAGACAAUUCAACCUCAAGUACGAGACCCAAGACCCGACUAAGCUGCCCGCUGAUUGGUCGAACAAGUUUGGUGUCGUCAUCGCCAUCCAGAACAUCCGGGACUCCCCACGCCCUGACGUCAUAGCUCAGGAGGUGCAUCGUAUUCUAAAACCGGGCGGACUUUUCACGAUGAUCGAGAGCAAUAUGAGAUCUAGGAUAGCCGACAAUAAGGAAAAACCCACGGCGUUGUUCGUCUACACCACCAGUCUCUUCGGCUCGCUACCCCAGUCUUUGAGCGAGGACAACGGCCUGGGUUUGGGCGCGGCUUUCGGUCGGGAGUCUUUCAAGCCAUUCUUGGAGAAAGCCGGAUUCAAAUCGAUCAACCUCGUUCCCGUGCCUGGUGAUCCCAUGGACAGUGUUUCGUACGUCUGUAAAAAAUGAUUUUUUCUUCUUCCGGUUUUUAUGCUGAAUGUAUGGUCUUGAUCGACGACGAUAAUUUUGUUAACGUAGUUGCCGACAUCGCAAUCAAUCAAUCAAUCAAAA
Messenger RNA from Asterias rubens (European starfish), 2009 nucleotides. RefSeq lists its product as uncharacterized. Bases 813 to 1907 code for a protein of 364 amino acids. The record is from RefSeq and is a predicted model, not a curated record. NCBI's taxonomy places the organism in Eukaryota, Metazoa, Echinodermata, Asteroidea, Forcipulatida, Asteriidae. Gene Ontology annotation, molecular function: S-adenosylmethionine-dependent methyltransferase activity. The transcript is spliced from 5 exons.